AUGAACACUCGUAUUCCUGUACGUCAGGUUCUAUGGAUUGUGAGGAGGACUUCCCCAUCUGUUUUCAGUUCACUUCAGUCAGGUAACGACUGGCAGCGUCCGUGCAUACAGUGGAGAUUACUCUGUUCCAAGAGUAGCAACCUGCUGCCAAGCGGAGCCAACAAUGACCUAGCAUCCCUGCAGAGGCCGACAAGUCCAGAGUUGCCCCUCUCCAGUCUACUUGACAUGGGGUUCACGGUCCCACAGGCAGAGGAAAUCUAUCAGUCAUUGUCCAAAGUUAGCGGUGGGAAUGCCUCAAAGCACCGAAUGUCAACACUCAUGGUUCUCUUCAUGUUGGGCCUCAACCCCACCAGCGUGGUGAAGUUAUUGAGUAAAUGUCCUGAACUUUACAAGAUCAGUGAAUCCAUUCUCCAGCAACGUAUCAACAACCUGCGGAAACUCGGUCUAGUUGAAGGCAGCCUCCAGCGGGUGGUUGCGCACUACCCCGCCAUCCUGACCAUGCCCGCAAAGUCGGUCAAACACAUGACGAUGUUCCUCAGGGAAAAGUGUUUGUUUACCGUGCAGCAGGUCACCGAUAUCCUCAGAGACAGUCCGGCCAUCGUGCACGAGGACCAGGCCCAGCUGGAAUAUAAAUUUCAGUACACCUACUUCCGAAUGGGCAUCAAACAAGCACAUAUGGUGAAGCACAGGCUUUUUCGUUCCACACUGGAAGAGUUACGCUGGCGCCACGGUUUCUUGGAGCGCCGCGGCUUGUACCAAACCCCCGACAAGAAGGGGCAGACCUUCAUCGAUAACCCCAAACUGGACAGCAUCAUCAACGUGGACUUGGAAACCUUCCUGACGCAGACGGCAAAAGCGUCAGCCGAGGAGUAUGACGUCUUUCAGAGACUGCUGUCCAGAGAGUGGCAGGAAGAGGAGCGUCACCACGGCGACGACAGUGAGGACGAUGACAGUGAUGAUGAGGAGGAGGAAGAGGAUGACGAGAUGGAAAGCAAGGACAGCUACAGGAAAGGAAGAAGAAAGCAAUCACGGUGA
Nerophis lumbriciformis (worm pipefish) is the source of this 1035-nucleotide messenger RNA. The record is from RefSeq and is a predicted model, not a curated record. Lineage: Eukaryota; Metazoa; Chordata; Actinopteri; Syngnathiformes; Syngnathidae.